AUGUUCCGUUCUAUCCCAUCGCCCUUCUUGCUCGUCAGAGCUUGCGUAUACGUCCUUGUUUUGUUGUGGAGCAUCGUUUGCUUGGCUAUCGCGGCGCACUUCCAGGCUAUCUUGAGCGCCUCCGAUCUCACUCGUUUCGUCCCUUUUGCGAUCUUCGUGUCGUGUGCCAGUCUCGUGGUCAUAUUCACGGUCUUGAUGUUCAGUAUCCGGAAGAACAUGAAUCCCGUUUCCACGAGACUGGAAUUGGCCUGUUUGGGCCUCGCAGGCACUUUCUGGCUCGCUCUUGGGGCCUUCCUCGCAUCCUCCGACUCUGAGGACGCGGAUGUAGAAUGUUUUGUUUCGGAUACGGACACCCCCGUCGAUGUUCCCGGAUUUACAACCGAGACAUAUCACGCCCAAUACCGAGUCCUCGAGGCGUUUGCCUUGUUCAACGUGGUUUUAAUCUGGGGCUUUGGGCUCCUCCUCUUCGGACUCGCCUUGAGGCAUUACUUCAAAGGCACCCGUCAGAUCUGGCUCGUUCCCGUCACCGGCGUCAACUGGUUCGCCUCGUCCCAACCCAAACGCACCGCCAGCGGGAGACUUCCCGCUCCCGUCACAUCCCGUCAGCGCUCCGUCACGAAACCUUCCGCUGCGAUCAUGCCGUCCAAUUCACGCAGGACGACGACGGAGAAGGCUACGACGAGGCCGACUCAUAAGCGGGAGAACUCGGACGCUCCUGUGUACUAUGUUUAUAUGGAUAAGGCGAAACAGCAGCAGCAACAGCAGCAGCAGCAGCCUUCGUCGGCGGCGAGGAGACCUAGUGAGCGGAGUCAGGAUCGUGGGAGGGAUCGGGUGCAGAGGGGAGACAGUGGUCGGUCUGGGAGGGAUCGAGUGCAGAGGGGGGACAGUAGUCGGUCGAGGACGAAGCAGGAUGCGGAUUAUUGGCGCCGCGAUGUUUCGCCUAGAAGAUGA
Stereum hirsutum FP-91666 SS1 is the source of this 951-nucleotide messenger RNA. RefSeq lists its product as uncharacterized. NCBI's taxonomy places the organism in Eukaryota, Fungi, Basidiomycota, Agaricomycetes, Russulales, Stereaceae. The transcript has 7 exons. The coding region runs from base 1 to 951 and encodes 316 amino acids. The record is from RefSeq and is a predicted model, not a curated record.